AUGAAACAUACGUUGGCUGGGUUGUGGAAACCGGGUAAAGGAUUGUUUGUUAAGGAACUGGGGUCGAAUCUUUUUCUAUUUCAGUUUUACCAUGAGAUCGAUAUUAAGCGUGUUAUUAAUGGCAGUCCUUGGACUUUCAAUUGGCUACUAUUGAUAUUUGGUAGAGUUCCACGAGGUGGAGACCCGAAGGCUGUAAAGCUUAAUCAACUUGAUAUGUGGGUGCAGAUUCAUGGUCUUUCUACGGGGUUUAUGACGGAGAAGAUUGUCUCUACAGCUGCUAACUACAUUGGAUCAUUUGUUGAAUCAGAUCCUAAGAACUAUAAUGGUCUUUGGCGGGAUUAUCUCCGCGUCAGAGUGACGGUGAAUAUUGAUGUCCCAUUGAAACGACGAAUGAAGCUUAAGAAAACGGGUGGUCAUUCGAAAAACUUUUGUCCAAAGUUAUUUGAUACACCUGAAGAUGAGAUUGUUAAACCCUAUGGGAGCUUCAUGCCUGCGCAACCACGGAGGAAGAACUAUUUAUUGAGCUCUCAGUAUCUGCGUACGGGUACGGAGGCUGAUGAGCAAUUUAGCCAUGCAUCCCCGGUGCGACAUGAGGAGGAGGACGACCGGCCGGCCAUGCAAUCUGGGAAGUUACCUUGUUUAGAAUUUGAAAAUAAUCCACAGUCAAAGAUGGUUAAUGAUAUUCCUGAUUUGGUGGAUGAUGGGAAUAUUUCUCUUAAUGAGAAUGUGAAUAAUAAUGGCAAUAAGAAUAAUGUUUCCAAGUCUAAUGCCCAUGAAAGAGGAAAGUCGGUUGUGUUUGGAAAUCAUGUGCCAAGUGGGAGAGGUCAACCCUCUCUCUUCCUCGGUGGAAUUAUUGGCCCACAUGGAGGACAAGGAGGCCGUGGGCUUCCUACUGAGUCCAAAAGAAGGCGCCAACAGGACGGGGUUGGGGGGCCUGAAUAUGUUGACAUGGAUGCGGAGGAUAGUGCUAAUAUGGAUGUUAAUGGACUCUCAAAAAACAAGUUCGAGGAUGUGUUGGAGCGAGUUCGAGCUAAGUUGAAGUUUGAAGGUAUGUUUGCAGUUGAUGCAUGUGGUAGGAGCGGGGGAGUUGCUUUACUAUGGAGGAAUAAGCAAGAGGUCAAAGUGUUGAACUAUGCCACAAAUUUUGUUGAUGUGGAGGUUCGGCCUAAUGAUGUUGGGGAGUGGCGUCUUACGGGGUUCUAUGGGGAGUCUAAGAGAAGCUUGCGUGGGGCUUCUUGGGAGCAACUUCGGACGUUGGCUCAUGGAAACACUCUUCCUUGGUGUGUAAUUGGUGAUAUGAACAAUGUAUUAUCUCAGGAGGACAAAAAAGGGGGACAUCCCUAUCCAAACUGGUUAGUUGAUGGCUUUCGAGACACUAUUCAAGAGUGUGGGUUAAUUGACUUAGACAUUGUGGGGCAUCGGUUCACUUGGGAGAAAAGUCGUGGCACGGAUAACUGGAUAGAGGUUCGUUUAGAUCGCGCUUUGGUGGCAGAAAGGUGGCUCCAACUGUUCCCACGGGCUAAACUUAUUAAUCUUGAGGAGUGUUGGGAGGAGUACAACUUAGCGGGUAUUCAAGAAAAGAUACAAAGGUGUGGGGAAUCUCUCUCGGAUUGGGGCAAAGAUUACUCGGGUAAUUUUGCCUCCCGUAUAAAAUAUUGGAAGAAGGAGGUGAGGCGGUGGAAACAAGGUAGAGAUCCUGAUGCAAUUUCUAAGUAUAAAGAAGCUGAGACAGAACUUUUUGAAGUUCUCACUCAGAAGGAGGUGUUUUGGCGUCAACGAUCGAAACAAUUGUGGCUUCAGGAGGGGGAUAAAAAUAGCAAAUUCUUUCAUGCAAUGGCUUCUUCUCGGCGCCGUAUGAAUGCUAUUGAUAAACUCCAAUGUGAAGAUGGAAGCUGGGUUGACUGGGAUUCGGGAUUAUUUGAUGUCAUGUGUUCUUACUUCCAGAAUCUGUUUACUAGCUCUAACUGUUCUAUGGAUGACGUUCUUGAUGGGAUUUCUGCAACUGUGACUCCACUUCAGAAUGACUCUCUCUUGCAACCCUUGACGGAUGAAGAAGUGAAAAAGGCUUUAUUUCAGAUGCACCUAGAUAAAUCCCCUGGACCCGAUGGCAUGACUCCGGGAUUUUAUCAAAAGUGCUAG
This is a messenger RNA of Cannabis sativa, 2139 nucleotides long. RefSeq lists its product as uncharacterized. The record is from RefSeq and is a predicted model, not a curated record. Lineage: Eukaryota; Viridiplantae; Streptophyta; Magnoliopsida; Rosales; Cannabaceae. Gene Ontology annotation, molecular function: catalytic activity. The transcript is spliced from 4 exons. Bases 1 to 2139 code for a protein of 712 amino acids.